AUGGCUGAUAGGAAAAGAGGCAGAGACGAGCUGGAUGCGGCAGGCGCCGGCUGGAGUAUAUGCGAGGGAUUGCUAACACCGGACAGGACGCCAGCGGCAUGCUCUAAAAAGGUCCAGCUGCGCAGAAUCACGUCCGAAUUGCAUGAGAGAACGGUGAAUCUGAUGAUGAACGCCAGUCGUGAGCUGUCCCGGCGCGAGCGCAUGGUAGAGCACAUGGGCAGCCAGUCCGGCACAGAGGAGCAGGAGCAGAUAGAUAGCCCCACAACCGACAGUCAGAACACCUACCACCAACGGCCGUAUUGGCCCAGCGCGCCGCGACUGGCACACACCUGA
Molecule: messenger RNA, 333 nt
Organism: Ogataea polymorpha
Lineage: Eukaryota; Fungi; Ascomycota; Pichiomycetes; Pichiales; Pichiaceae
Exons: 2
Coding region: 1-333 (110 amino acids)
Source: RefSeq, a predicted model, not a curated record